AUGGUGCACCAACUUCGUGAAAAUAUACCAGCUGUUAAUGUGCAGCCAACCUUCCACCUGAUCGAAGCGGAGAUCCUAGAUCUUUCAUAUGAGGCAUUGGUACUACAGGUUGAUGGCAAUGUGAGAUUGGAUAAAACAGCAAGAGAUCCUGCCGCCUGGAGAGAUCGUGUAGGUGUUAAAGUGGCGGGCGGCCCUAAUGGCAAACCUCCUGGUCAAAUAGCAACUAAACUGGCAGCGCUACCAACCGUUCCUCGUUUAGGUGAUAGGUGCACAAUGUCUUUGUGUGGACAGUUUGGAACGCUUGGAGCCCCUGGAGCCAUGCCGCUUAUGCUACUAGCGGUUAGAGUUGAUGAUCCUCACGAUGAUAGACUUCAACCCCCUCCGCUUGGAAUUGCAAUUGGAAAGGCGAAUUCUGAUCACUUUUUGAGGAGAGGGGUUUCUCAUAUAAUGUCCCGCGCAAUGAAUAUCAGAAGGGGAAUUCCUGACGACUUUAAUCCCGACGAUGCUGAUCAAGUCAAUGAAAAUCAAUGGCAAAUGGAUCCACCUCUAUCUAUUGCAUUCCCUCUGAUAGGAUGUAGAACAGGGUACGGAUAUACUAACGCAGCCGAAAAUAUCCUGAGCGCAGUCCUUGGAUGGUAUCACGAUCUAAGAUACACCCCACAAUUUGGUGACGCUGCAAUGCGCGCUUUCAACAUUUCAGAUAUAUAUCUCGUCGUUCCUCCAAGAACCACUUUGAAUGUGCGCACUCUAAAGCCUUCAUUAAUUCAAUCUGCCUGGGAAAAGGCAUGGGAUCGAUAUCUGCCACCUGCUCUUAGCAUCCCACCCGUACGUUGUGCUAAAGAUGUCGAAGACAUCCUGACCGAUCAGAUUCGACAAUACAGCACCAAAUAUUGGACACCAGGCCUUGGUCAGGUGUUAUUGAUUGAUGGUGUGGAUAAUGUGGCAGGAGGGUUUCCACUAAACCUCACCCCGUGGCUACCGGAGAAUAUCACUGAUGCCUGGAUCAGACGUAAUUGUAGAGUUCUUAGAAAAGGCACAAUAAAGAGAAUAACUGAAAUUUGA
Molecule: messenger RNA, 1062 nt
Organism: Botrytis byssoidea
Lineage: Eukaryota; Fungi; Ascomycota; Leotiomycetes; Helotiales; Sclerotiniaceae
Exons: 4
Coding region: 1-1062 (353 amino acids)
Source: RefSeq, a predicted model, not a curated record